AUGUCGGUGGUAAAACCGGCAUACCUCGGGGCAGGGGGUCUCGAGCUAUGGAUCUCAGAUCAAUGGGGAACAAGGGAUGAAGGAGACAACGUUUACCCAGGUUCUGGCCCUCUCGAAGAGGCAUGCUCUCAAGCUGGUGCAGCUGGGCCAGCUCCACUGUCGAAGACACUAUCAGACCUAAAGGAUUCCUGCUGGAGAUUUUUAAGGCCACACACAAUUCGUGGAACUGCUUUGGGAUCCACAGCCUUGGUUGCUAGAGCAUUAUUAGAGAAUCCCCAAUUGAUCGAUUGGCGCUUGGUAUUCAAAGCACUCUAUGGGCUUGUAGCUUUGAUCUGCGGCAACGGUUACAUUGUUGGGAUUAAUCAGAUCUAUGACAUUGGAAUUGACAAGUGCCGCUACAAAGUAUUACCAUUCAAAGUAACAUAUGAUGAAAGCCCAGCCAAUGUUUCUGCUAUACCUGUCAUUUCUAAGUUUAUGCCACUGAACAGGGUGAACAAACCAUAUUUACCUAUUGCUGCUGGUGAUCUCUCUGUUCAGUCAGCAUGGUUACUGGUCGUAGCAUUCGCAGUGGUGGGCUUCUCAAUUGUCGUUUCAAACUUUGGACCUUUCAUCACCUCUCUUUACUGCCUUGGUCUAUUUCUUGGCACUAUAUAUUCUGUUCCUCCAUUCAGACUGAAGAGAUAUCCAGUUGCUGCUUUUCUUAUCAUUGCAACGGUUCGCGGAUUCCUUCUCAACUUUGGCGUGUACUAUGCUACUAGAGCUGCAUUAGGUCUUGCAUUCCAGUGGAGCUCGCCUGUUGCUUUUAUUACAUGCUUUGUGACAGUAUUUGCUCUGGUCAUUGCUAUAACCAAAGAUCUUCCGGAUGUUGAAGGAGACCGCAAAUUCCAAAUAUCAACUUUGGCGACAAAGCUUGGUGUCAGAAAUAUUGCCUUCCUUGGCUCUGGUUUAUUGUUGGCAAAUUAUGUUGCUGCUAUUGUAGUACCUUUUCUUAUUCCUCAGGCUUUCAGGAGCUUUGUAAUGGUGCCUUUUCAUGCUGCUCUUGCGGUUGCUUUAAUUUUUCAGACAUGGGUUCUGGAGCAAGCAAAGUAUAGUAAGGAUGCUAUUUCACAGUACUACCGGUUCAUCUGGAACCUCUUCUACGCCGAAUACAUCUUCUUCCCGUUGUUAUAG
Molecule: messenger RNA, 1170 nt
Organism: Triticum turgidum subsp. durum (durum wheat)
Lineage: Eukaryota; Viridiplantae; Streptophyta; Magnoliopsida; Poales; Poaceae
Source: the annotation of a GenBank genome assembly